CACUACCAAAGAACAUGCAUGCAGUCUCCUGCCUUAUACCCUGGACAAUUGUGGUACAACGCAGGUUGCCACAGCAACGCGGACUGUCCUGAUCCCAACAGCCGAUGCAUCUCCAGUACAUGUUUGUGUAUUCCAGGAUUUGUAUUCUUGGAAACCGAUACCACGUGUCAUGCUGCAGGGUCAUGUCUAGACUGGAAGAAAACAGGAGGCAAGUCAGGUUCCUACUUCAUUCAACUGCCAGGAAAGAAGGAGCAGCUAAGAGUCUGGUGUGACAUGGACUCUGACAAUGGCGGCUGGCUGGUUUUCCAGAGACGUCGUGACGGGUCCAUGGACUUCAAUAGGAACUGGGUGGAAUAUGAAAAAGGCUUUGGUGACAUCACCGGGGAGUUUUGGCUGGGUUUAUCGAAUCUUCACGAGCUGACCAAAGGAAGACCACACCGACUGCGUAUUGAGAUUGGGCUACAGAAUGGUAAUCGUUCCUAUGCUAACUACGCAAUAUUCAGGGUGGACGGUCCUGAGACGAGCUACAGACUACACGUGUCCAACUACUCGGGUAAUGCAGAAGACAGUUUAACUCGUCACAACUCAAUGAAGUUCUCAACCUAAUGACCGAGACAAUGAUGCUACAUCUCAAUACCACUGUGCUCGAGAUUACAACGGUGGCUGGUGGUUCUUGUAUUGCCAUCCCUCUAACCUCAACGGCAUCUAUGGGGAAAUAGUUUGGAAAGGCAUCACUUGGAACAACAAAGCUGACUUCACAUUCACCGAGAUGAAACUCAAAGAAGUGUGACAAGGCGCCAUCUGCCUCUAGGUGGUGAUGAUCAUUGCCUUUUUUGUCGCCAUCAAUGUAUUCAAUGACAUUACAACGGGCACACCUGAGUUUAACAGUGUUUGCCAGUCCGCUCCAGACACUAUAAUACGUUCUCUGUACAAUGAUGUGCGCGUGUAGUGUCAUAAAUAAAGA
This is a messenger RNA of Pomacea canaliculata, 964 nucleotides long. RefSeq names its product fibrinogen-like protein A. The transcript has 5 exons. The coding region runs from base 19 to 606 and encodes 195 amino acids. The record is from RefSeq and is a predicted model, not a curated record. Lineage: Eukaryota; Metazoa; Mollusca; Gastropoda; Architaenioglossa; Ampullariidae.